Chlamydomonas reinhardtii is the source of this 1412-nucleotide messenger RNA. RefSeq lists its product as uncharacterized. Lineage: Eukaryota; Viridiplantae; Chlorophyta; Chlorophyceae; Chlamydomonadales; Chlamydomonadaceae. The transcript has a single exon. The coding region runs from base 38 to 733 and encodes 231 amino acids. The record is from RefSeq and is a predicted model, not a curated record.
CUGGUUCAAAUUCAGCUGCACCAUGGACACAGCAGCCAUGCAGAAAGUUUGGGGGUUCCUAGAGCAAUUCGAGGGCUACCUCGAAGCUUAUCCCCAGUUUUACAGCGGCCCCCAAUAUGAGCUAGGUGACGACUCCCAGACGAGCGGCAGUAGCGCCACCGGCACCAUCCUGUUCUCGCUGGGCGGCGCCACCAUCAAGGUGCAGUACAGCGGCGGCUACGUCAUGUCGCCCACGCUUGGGUCGAAGCCCAUCCUGCACAGCGUGCCGCCGCUGCCGGCACCAGGCUGCGUGGCGGUGGUCUCGACCUACCAAGGAGCAGGCGUGGACGUGCAGGCCAUGGCGGCAGCACUCCGCAUGCACGGCUGCGCCUUUCACCCAACCCGCCUGCCGGUGUUCAGCGCCACACAGCCCUCGUCUUGGUCGCAGCACCUCUCCAAGCUAAGGAUGGGGCUGGCUGGCGGGCUGGCGGGCGGGCGGCCACGCAAGUGCGAGUGCGGUGACUGCCCCACGUGCAAGUCCCGGGACCGCAUGAGCCGGCAUCUGGCGGCGGAGCGGGCUGGUGUCCAGCUUAAGCAACGCAAGUGUGAGUGCGGCGACUGCCCCACAUGCAAGAACCGGGACCGCAAGCGCCGGCAGCGGGCGGUGCAGCGGGCGGCGGCGCAGCAGCCCAACAAGAAGCGCGGCGCGCCCUCUGCGGCUGCCUCCCAGUCUAAGAAGCGGCGCAGUAGCUAAGGAUCAGGUCAAGUUUUAGAAGGGUGCAAGGACGAAUGUGCAAUCGUGCUGCAUUGUUUGUGUCGGUGUCGGUGUCGGGAUCGGGCACAAGUUGCAUACAGACCAGGGGAAGGGGGUAGAAAGCUCAGGUUCUUACCCUAUGCUCGAUAUUACAGAGCUAUGAGAGAGCAUUAAGCACGUGCUUUCAGUUUUGUUAGGGGGUGUCUGGUGUGGAAGUUCUGGGCCCCUCAAGUUGGAGGGUCGGUCGUCGUCCUUGGAGGUCCACCGGGUUUUGGGAGCCCAUCCUGGCGGAUUUCGGUAAGCGCCCCACGAGCAGAACUAGGGACCAAACGCUGAAGUACGAGGCUCAUAUGUGCACGUGAUGCCGUAAUAAGCACAAACAAAGCGUGGGUAGGCAAAGUUGCGCGUCCUGGCGUGGACGUGUCGGGACAUGUCUCGACGUUCAACACAUGCGCACUGCCACGGCUGGGCUCUCUAGCGCUGGUGCGCAUGAAGUUACGCCUAACAAGGCUGCCGAUGCACACUUUCCAACCGUCACACGGCAGAGAGUUUAGCGCUAUGUCGAGAGGAUUUCUCUGGAUAGGAUCCCGCGUGUGACCGAAGUCUCAGAACAGGACCGCUGAAGGCACAGCGUGACAGUGCUCGUCAAGAGGAGUCGAUUGGCACCACUUAGUAUUCA